Paracoccidioides brasiliensis Pb18 is the source of this 276-nucleotide messenger RNA. RefSeq lists its product as uncharacterized. The record is from RefSeq and is a predicted model, not a curated record. Bases 1 to 276 code for a protein of 91 amino acids. The transcript has 2 exons.
AUGGCGGGCUUCGGGUUUGAUGGGCCGGAGGAAGGGGAAGGAGAGGGGGAGGGGGAGAAAGAAGGUCAAGAUGUGGAUGCGAAUGAGGGUGGGCAUGGGGAUGAGACUCUCAGAACCCGAGAACCCCUAAAUAGAAUCAGCAUACUUUGCAGCCCAAACCGUACCACACACGCAAAACCCUUCGUCCAACAAACAGACGUUCUAAGGCUUUACCACCGCUCUGGCGGGCAGCAGAUGUCCCAGACACUUGCAGUUUAUCGUCAUCUGCGACAAUGA